AGAGCGGAGGGGAUAAACGGACAAAAGAGAAAAGCUGGGAACAAAUCCAAGCCAACCAACCAAUCCCAAUAUCCAUAGACCACACUCUCCGUUGGACCACAGCUCCCCUUCCCCAACCAAAACUAAGAACCCCCUGCAACUCUGCAAGAACACCACCAUCCCACCUCCCAGCAAAAAAUACUCCAGAAAUCUUUUUUGUACGAAAAAGAAGGGGAAAUAUUGGUCAGAUUUACUCCACAUCAUUUCCCAUGCACCGGCACUGAGGAAACCGUUCCGGCCCAGUUCAUUCCACGGUUCCAGGAAAUCCUCGCCGAUCCAGGCAAAUCUUGUUGAGCUACCCACACCGGAGCGCCAACAAAGUUUGCUUCAUGACAGCUCCCUGAGCUGCUGCUGCUCGUUAUCCAAGAGAGGCAAGGCAACGAGCUUUUUCCUUGGGUAAUUAGCUAGCUGCUCGUCGUUGCAGAAAGGCCUUAGUGCCGAGUCAUGUCAGCGUCGCUGUCGAUGAGCGGCGGAGCCGGGGAGGCUGCGACGCGGACGGUUGUGUGGUUCAGGCGGGACCUGCGCGUGGAGGACAACCCGGCCCUAGCGGCAGCGGCGCGAACAGCCGGGGAGGUGGUGCCAGCGUACGUGUGGGCGCCGGAGGAGGACGGGCCCUACUACCCUGGGCGGGUGUCCCGGUGGUGGCUCAGCCAGAGCCUCAAGCACCUGGACGCCUCGCUGCGCCGGCUCGGCGCCAGCCGGCUGGUCACCCGGCGGUCGACCGACACCGUCGCCGCGCUGCUCGAGCUCGUCCGCAGCACCGGCGCCACCCAUCUCUUCUUCAACCACCUCUACGACCCGCUGUCGCUGGUCCGGGACCACCGGGUGAAGCAAGUGCUGGCGGCCGAGGGCAUCUCCGUGCAGUCCUUCAACUCCGACCUGCUCUACGAGCCAUGGGAGGUCCUCGACGACCACGGCUCCCCCUUCACCAUGUUCACGUCCUUCUGGAACAAGUGCCUCUGUAUGGUCGACCCCCCCGCGCCCAUGCUGCCACCCAAGAGGAUCAAUUCAGGUGACUUGACGAGGUGCUCAUCAGACGACCUGAUUUUCGAAGACGACUCGGAGAGGGGGAGCAACGCGCUGCUCGCACGGGCGUGGUCGCCGGGGUGGCAGAACGCCGACAAGGCUUUCACAGCCUUCAUCAACGGCCCGCUCAUCGACUACUCCGUCAACCGCAAGAAGGCCGACAGUGCAAACACCUCACUGCUCUCCCCUUACCUGCACUUUGGCGAGCUCAGCGUCCGCAAGGUCUUCCAUCAAGUACGGAUGAAGCAGCUAACAUGGAGCAACGAGAGCAACCGUGACGGCGAGGAAGGCUGCAGCCUCUUCCUCCGCUCCAUCGGCCUGCGAGAGUACUCCAGGUACCUCGCCUUCAACCACCCGUGCAGCCACGAGAAGCCCCUCCUGGCUCAUCUCAGGUUCUUCCCCUGGGUGGUCAAUGAGGUCUACUUCAAGGUCUGGAGGCAGGGUAGGACCGGCUAUCCUCUUGUCGACGCCGGCAUGAGGGAGCUUUGGGCCACCGGCUGGCUGCAUGACAGGAUACGUGUCGUCGUCUCAAGCUUCUUCGUCAAGGUUCUCCAGCUGCCAUGGCGCUGGGGGAUGAAGUACUUCUGGGACACCUUGCUGGACGCCGACCUUGAGAGCGACGCCUUGGGCUGGCAGUACAUCUCCGGGUCUCUACCUGAUGGCCGUGAGCUCGACCGCAUUGACAAUCCACAGUUUGAAGGAUACAAGUUCGACCCAUACGGGGAGUACGUGCGUCGAUGGCUACCGGAGCUGGCAAGGCUACCAACGGAAUGGAUACACCACCCCUGGGAUGCACCCGAGUCUGUGCUGCAGGCUGCAGGAAUUGAGCUAGGUUCCAAUUACCCUCUCCCCAUUGUUGAGCUAGAUGAAGCCAAGUCCAGGUUACAGGACGCCCUGUCAGAGAUGUGGGAGCUUGAGGCGGCCUCUCGUGCUGAGAUAGAGAAUGGAAUGGAGGAAGGCCUGGGAGACUCCUCGGAUGAGCCACCCAUUGCCUUCCCCCAAGAGCUGCAGCACAUGGAAGUGGACCGUGCCACUAGCCACACACCGGCGACCGCUGGUCCUGCCCGGAGACGAGCAGAUCAGAUGGUGCCUAGCAUCACCUCUUCCUUGGUCAGAGCUGAAACAGAAACAGAACUUUCCGCAGUUUUUGAAAGCGAAGUGAGUAGGCCGGAGGUGCCAUCGCAGGUGCAUUUCCAGGCUCAGCCUCGGAUGGAAAGCAGGGAACAAGUUGCCAGCGACGGCACUGCUGCCAGAUACAACCAGCAGUAUACCCUACACCGUGUGCAGGGCGGCGGCAUAGCACCAUCCACGUCAGAGGCAUCAAGCAGCUGGACUGGGAGAGAAGGUGGGGUAGUACCCGUCUGGUCACCUCCGGCUGCGUCGGGCCAUUCAGAUCCUUAUGCUGCGGAUGAAACUGACAUUUCCAGUAGGAGUUAUCUGGACAGGAACCCGCAGUCACAUAAUAGGUUGAUGAACUGGAACCAGCUUUCCCAGUCAUCGUGAACUCAGAUGCAUGCUGGAUGAACAACAGCAGGUUGCCAAGUGGAAAACUUUUGUCCGUAUGCGAUAACGAAUUUAAUUGUGUAGGGCGUUGGACAGUGACAUAUGUACAUUAUCGCCUUAUGUUCACAUAUAGCCUUGCUAUGCAGGAAUCAAGUGAUGCAGCUUCAUGGGUGCAAUAAGUUGUGUAAAACUAGACUUGUAGAACUUCUGUGGUGUAGUAGAUUGCUAGUUGUCAAAAGGAUAUGCACCAUUUAUCAGAUUAUAAGGGGUAUGUCUGUAAUGGUACAUUACCUUUGGUUCUUGCCAUCUUUGCCGACCAAGAUGUCACCACAUAGCUUGACUUGGAGACAAACCUUUGGCAGAGUGUACAAAUAAAAAUUGUAAGAUUAGGAAAACCACAGGUUGUGGUGCCUUGUAUUGAUCAUUAUAUAGAGGUUACAAGGCAGAGUCCUUUCCAUA
Molecule: messenger RNA, 3027 nt
Organism: Hordeum vulgare subsp. vulgare (domesticated barley)
Lineage: Eukaryota; Viridiplantae; Streptophyta; Magnoliopsida; Poales; Poaceae
Product: cryptochrome-1-like
Exons: 5
Coding region: 484-2568 (694 amino acids)
Biological process (GO): entrainment of circadian clock by photoperiod; circadian regulation of gene expression; blue light signaling pathway
Cellular component (GO): nucleus; cytoplasm
Molecular function (GO): blue light photoreceptor activity; DNA binding; FAD binding
Source: RefSeq, a predicted model, not a curated record